AUGAUCAGCGCGGUCAUCUUCCUUAUACAUCUACUCCUCGCUGUUUCUGUUGCUAGUAAGGCAGUAGAUCUGAACCUGUUCUCAAAGCAUACGACAUUAGAGCAGAGAGCAACCAAGCCGGUUGCUGCAGCUUACUACCCGGACUGGGCGAGCGAUACGAAUGCCCCAUCGGACUUAGACUUCUCCAAGUUUGAUAUCCUACUGUUUGCAUUCGCAACCCCCAACUCAGAUUCGGGGAUCACUUAUGAUUCCGGAUCCACCUCUACCUUGCAGACACUCGUCAGCAGCGCGUACAAUAGCGGUCAUGGCACGAAAGUUGUACUCUCCAUUGAUAUGCGUGGUUGGUCUGGAAGCCAUUGGUUCUCACAAUCGGUUGGAUCGUCGUCCAACAGGAAGAAAUUCGUCGAUGCAUGCGUCAGCGCCGUGAAUACUUACAAUCUCGAUGGUAUCGACAUUGACUGGGAAUACCCUAACCAGAGCGGUGCAGGCAACCCAUACUCAUCUUCUGAUGCAGCAAAUCUUCUCUCAUUUUUCACGGAGCUACGUAGCGCGCUCGGCUCGUCGAAGAUAAUCUCUGCCGCGGUCACUGAUUUGCCUUGGAUUGGCUCCAAUGGCAACCCGCUGACCGAUGUCUCUGCAUAUGCCAAGCAGAUGACCUACGCAAACAUCAUGAAUUAUGACAUUUUUGGUGCCUCCACCACCGCGCCUGGGCCAAACGCACCCCUUAGCAACGCCUGCAACAACUCCACACAGCCACAAUACAGCGCCCACGCUGCCUACACUCAGUGGACAAAGGCUGGAUUCCCCGCAAGCCAGCUGUUGCUCGGGCUCCCGCUCUACGGCUAUGCCUCGAAGAGCACAAAGACGUCGCUAUCAGACAUCGCGGAAGCGAGCCCACUGCUGGGCGCGCACCCCCAUGCAAAACCCAAUCAGACUAUCGCUGAAACUGCAGGCGAUCUGAGCUCGUACUGGGGCCAGCAGAUUCCAUUCAAUCAGAUCAUCGCAUUAGGUGCAUUGAAGGAAUCAUCGCAGGAUACAUUCAAGUCGGCUGAUGGUUACACGGAAGACUGGGACAGUUGUAGCGAUACGCCGUUCCUAUUUGAUACUUCGCGAACAACCGUCGUCACGUAUGAUGACACGCACUCGCUUGCGGACAAGGCCGCUUAUGCGCACAACCAAGGGAUGGGCGGCUGCUUUACUUGGUCUCUGGACCAGGAUUACAACUACGUUCUGCAGGAUGUCAUCCGCUCGAACUUGGGCUUGUAACGUAGAAGUAGAUUAUCUCUUUGGUGGUUGGACGUCCUCAAGCGCAUGUCUAUUUAGGACGCCCACAAUGUAUUUAAGGGUUGCUUGCCGUUA
This is a messenger RNA of Postia placenta MAD-698-R-SB12, 1359 nucleotides long. Its product is annotated as glycoside hydrolase family 18 protein. The record is from RefSeq and is a predicted model, not a curated record. Gene Ontology annotation, biological process: carbohydrate metabolic process; chitin catabolic process. The coding region runs from base 1 to 1266 and encodes 421 amino acids. The transcript is spliced from 9 exons. NCBI's taxonomy places the organism in Eukaryota, Fungi, Basidiomycota, Agaricomycetes, Polyporales, Adustoporiaceae. Gene Ontology annotation, molecular function: chitin binding; chitinase activity. Gene Ontology annotation, cellular component: extracellular region.